AUGAUUGUAAGCAUGUGGUAUACCCGAGCGGAGGCACCAAUGCGCACUGGAUCGUUCUACUGCUUCAACGGAUUCGGCUCCAUCAUCGGCGGUAUUCUGUUCUAUGGUGUCGGCCAGGCGGAUGGAUGGGAUGUGUGGAGAAUCAUCUUCGUCAUUUGCGGUGGUCUGACCAUCGUAUGGGGCAUCGUCCUGAUCUUCUACUUGCCCAACAACAUCAUGACGGCCAAGCGCUUCACCGUGGAAGAGAAGGCCCUCCUUAUUGCUCGCAGCCAGAGCAACAAGACUGGUGUCUUCAGCAGCAAGAUCAAGCCAGCUCAAAUUAAGGAGGCUUUCAAGGACCUUCAAGUUUGGCUUCUGUUCUUCUACACCCUUCUCAACGAAAUUGUCAACGGAGGCAUCGCCAACUUUGGCAAACUCAUCGUCAAGGGCUUCACAAAGGACGCUCUCUUGACGACUGCUUACGGGAUUCCUUACGGCGCUUGGGUUGCUUUCUUCAUCUUUACUGGUCCCUUUUGCGCUUCAAAGCUUAAGAACUUCCGGACCAUUGUGAUGAUGACUUGGGUUCUGCCGACACUCAUUGCGGUUUCCUUGUCCUUGAAGCUGGACCGCGGCAACAAGAACGGGCUAUUGAUGGCGUACUACAUUAGUCCUUCCUUCGUCGGUGCUCUUGUCGUUGCCCUCCAAAUGCCCGCUGCCAACGUUGCAGGUUACACCAAGCGUGUGACCUCAACUGCCUUCGUCUUCUUAGCGUACUGUGUGGGUAAUAUCAUAGGCCCGCAAGCCUUCCUUGCGUCGGAAGCACCCAUAUAUGGUACUGGCUGUAAGGGCAUCAUGGGCUGCACUGCCGGUCAAGUUGUGUUGGCUAUCGCCAUUCGGCUGUUGUUAAUAAAGAGAAACAAGCAGAGAGACGCAGAGGCGGAGGCUAGUGGUAAGAAUGCCGAGAAUCUGUCCGAUGAAGUUCUCAUGGACUUGACGGACUUUGAGAACAGGAAGUUCAGAUACUCUUAUUAG
Messenger RNA from Colletotrichum phormii, 1011 nucleotides. RefSeq names its product major facilitator superfamily domain-containing protein. Gene Ontology annotation, biological process: transmembrane transport. The transcript has 2 exons. The record is from RefSeq and is a predicted model, not a curated record. Bases 1 to 1011 code for a protein of 336 amino acids. Gene Ontology annotation, molecular function: transmembrane transporter activity. NCBI's taxonomy places the organism in Eukaryota, Fungi, Ascomycota, Sordariomycetes, Glomerellales, Glomerellaceae. Gene Ontology annotation, cellular component: membrane.